Molecule: messenger RNA, 3321 nt
Organism: Fundulus heteroclitus (mummichog)
Lineage: Eukaryota; Metazoa; Chordata; Actinopteri; Cyprinodontiformes; Fundulidae
Gene: ttbk1a
Product: tau tubulin kinase 1a
Exons: 16
Coding region: 796-3030 (744 amino acids)
Biological process (GO): signal transduction; peptidyl-tyrosine phosphorylation; peptidyl-serine phosphorylation
Cellular component (GO): cytoplasm; nucleus
Molecular function (GO): ATP binding; protein serine/threonine kinase activity
Source: RefSeq, a predicted model, not a curated record
AGAUCCGUUUUUGCAGUGUGUGGACCGGGGUGUGAAUCGGCGCGGUGCGCGGCCUCUUUGCUCUCAGAGCUCAGACGUCGUCGCCUUGGAGCGCUCAACCUGAUUAACCGGCAGCGCUAAUCAGAGGGAGCUUAUUUUGAAAGGGCCUGCCGGAUGUUGUGGUUUGCCGUCGCCGUUCUGACGCCGGCGGAGGCAGAGCUGCAGUGCGGACAAACAGGCUGGCAGCGGACAUCCUUACAGCCGCGCGCCGCCCCGACAGCCCGCACGGCUCUGCCUCAGCCGGGGGUCUCCGGUUCGGCCUUUUCUUGCGGAUCGUCUUUCGGAUCCGGUCCAACGGGAGGAAGGAACCGCUCCGCAUCCUCCUCCACCCUCUCCUCCUCAUCCUCCUCCUCCUCCUCCUCCCCCCGCCCUCCUCUUCCUCCUCAGCAUCACCAUCAGCUGCAGCAUCAGAUGCGUCCGGGACGGCGGCGGGGUUCCGAGAACAGCACCUUGGGUUGGUUUCUGGACUCUGCUCGUGCCGGACUUGCGGCGGGACGUCUGGGUUUCGGACGGACCCGGUGCGGGUGGAUACGGCCUGUGUCUGAGGAGGAAUAAAUGGUGAUUUAGUCCUGUGGGAGUCUGAGGCCCAGACCUCGACCCCUUCUCGGUGGAACGGUGGGUUUUCUGGACCAGAACGGUUUGUGCCGAAGUAAAAUCCCAGAUGAAGAUUCCCAAAAGGCGGAAAAGGAGCGGACGGUGUGCCAGAUAAAUGGCUCUUUUAAGCUUGGAGCUGCUCGAGUUCUGGCUAGUUGGCAGAUGCAGUGCCUAGUCCCCGGCCUCCAGGACAACGGCAACAUGAACGGGACAUCCGAGCAGGCCGACAUCCUGCCGCCAAACUGUAUGGUCAAGGACCGAUGGAAAGUGCUGAAGAAGAUUGGCGGGGGUGGGUUUGGGGAGAUCUACGAGGCCUUGGACCUGCUGACACGGGAGAAUGUGGCUUUGAAGGUGGAGUCAGCCCAGCAGCCCAAGCAGGUGUUGAAGAUGGAGGUGGCAGUUCUUAAGAAGCUGCAAGGUAAAAAUCACGUCUGUAAGUUUAUCGGUUGUGGAAGAAAUGACAAAUUUAACUACGUGGUGAUGCAGCUUCAGGGUCGUAACCUGGCCGACUUGCGGAGGAGUCAGCCCAGAGGAACCUUCACCAUGAGCACCACUCUGCGACUCGGCAAGCAGAUCCUGGAGUCCAUCGAAGCCAUCCACUCAGUGGGAUUCCUGCACCGCGACAUCAAACCGUCGAACUUUGCGAUGGGCCGGCUCCCCUCCACUUACAGAAAGUGCUACAUGCUGGACUUCGGUCUGGCUCGUCAAUACACCAACACCUCUGGAGAAGUUCGACCGCCGAGGACUGUGGCAGGUUUCAGAGGAACGGUCCGCUAUGCUUCAGUUAACGCCCAUAAGAACAAGGAAAUGGGUCGCCAUGAUGACCUGUGGUCCUUGUUUUACAUGCUGGUGGAGUUCGCUGUUGGACAGCUACCGUGGCGGAAAAUCAAAGACAAGGAACAAGUGGGCCAGAUUAAGGAGCGUUAUGACCACCGGAUGCUGCUCAAACACAUGCCUUCAGAAUUCAAUAUUUUCCUGGACCACGUCCAGGCCUUGGAUUACUAUACCAGACCAGACUACCAGCUGUUGAUGUCAGUAUUUGAGAACAGCAUGAAGGAACGAAUCAUAACGGAGAACGAGCCCUUCGAUUGGGAAAAGGGAGGAAGUGAUGCCACGCUGUCGACCAGUGCCUCCACCCAACCACAGCACAACACCCGACCCACUGCUGCCAUAGUAGGAGCCAUUGUGACGCCGGUUCCUGGAGAUCCUCAGCGGGAGAACACCGAGGACGGUCUGCGGGACGAACACUUCAGCGAUCAGGAGAACGCUCCUCCUCCGCCGCCGCCGCCGAGCCGGCCUCCUGCAGAGGUGGCCACGCAGCAGAAUGCUGCCGAGCUGGUGGAGACCUGGGAGGACACAGACUUUAACCGCAACAGACUCAGGAUCAGCCUUAACAAGGGGGCUGAGGAAGAUGAGGCGGGUCGGGGAGCCUGUCCAGUGUCGCCAGUUCGAGGGGGAGGCCCGGAGUCACCGACGGGUCAGGGUCGAUCUUUACGGUACCGUCGGGUCAACAGCCCAGAAUCUGACCGCCUGUCUGCUGCUGAAGGCCGAGUGGAUGGCUACGGACAGAGGUCUAGGAUGGACAUGCUGGGCUCUCCUUCCCACCACGUUUACUCCUCUCAGCCAGCGCAGAUGCUCUCUGUUGACCCCGGUUGCCGCGGAGAUCGCCAGGCCAGUGGGCGCCAAGAGGUGUCGGCGGCUUCUGUUGACCAGGAGGCGCACAGCAACGCUUUUAUACGGUCCGUCCCGCUGGCCGAGGAGGAGGACUUUGACAGCAAAGAGUGGGUGAUCAUCGACAAAGAGGCGGAGCUGCGGGACUUCCAUCCCACCACGUCAGGGACUACCGAUGAGGAGCCCGAGGAGCUCCGCCCCCUGGAGGAGCAGGAGGAGAGGAGAAGGCUCAGGGCUGCAGGAGGGGAGCUGGUGGUUCGUCCCAAAACUCACACCCGCGACAGCAGCCGCGGGAUGCUAACGCUAACGGAAGAGGAGGCGUCAAGAAGAAGCGGCGGGAGUCCCGCACAGUCACCGUGCCACUCGCUGCCGUCGGGACGCCCUCGCAGGAGAGAGUCGGAGCCUACUGGACCUCAGAGACCGUUGGAGGAGGACAGACACCAACCACGGCCCAAUCAACUGAGGAGGCUGGCCUCCUACGUCUUCUCCUCCUCCACCCUGGAGACAGAGCAGUACCCCCAUGCAGGAGGCAGCUUCAUCCAGAGGAGCCGCUCGGCUGAGAGCAGCCCCGCGCAUGCCACCUCUGCCACCGCCUCGGCCCGGCGCCGGCACGCCGGCACUCUGCCGAUGCCCGGCAGUCCCCGGAGCAGGCACUCUGUCCUGAACGUGUCGAGGUCACAGCUGCAACACAUGUUAGCCAAGCUCAUGAACAAGAACAGCAGCUGAGAGGACAGAGAGAUGGACUCAUCACACACACACAUAUACACACACAUAUACAUACAUAACACACGCCGGCACAGAUGUGUACAGCCAUAGAUGCAGAGAUUGACGUAGCACAUAAACACAGGAAUGCAGGAGUGGUCAGAGAAGGUUUUUUGCCUAGGGCAGAAUUUAGCCACCUCCCGCCCCCCUUGCCCCAACUUAGGUGCUUCAUCACUUAAAAGGGCCUCUCAUGAAAUUACAGUUUCAAGAAAAGCACAGAAAGAAAAAGGAAAUUAGACUACAAAACAAUAGAUA